Calypte anna (Anna's hummingbird) is the source of this 1736-nucleotide messenger RNA. RefSeq names its product PIN2 (TERF1) interacting telomerase inhibitor 1 (gene PINX1). The coding region runs from base 11 to 1084 and encodes 357 amino acids. The transcript is spliced from 7 exons. NCBI's taxonomy places the organism in Eukaryota, Metazoa, Chordata, Aves, Apodiformes, Trochilidae. Gene Ontology annotation, molecular function: telomerase inhibitor activity; nucleic acid binding. Gene Ontology annotation, biological process: regulation of ribosome biogenesis. The record is from RefSeq and is a predicted model, not a curated record. Gene Ontology annotation, cellular component: nucleolus.
GGUCCCCAAGAUGGCGAUGCUGGCGGAGCCCCGUAGAAAGCAGAAGUGGUCUGUGGAUCCACGGAAUAGUGCUUGGAGUAAAGAUGAAUCUAAAUUUGGCCAGAAGAUGCUGGAAAAGAUGGGCUGGUCUAAAGGAAAGGGCCUUGGGGCUCAGGAACAAGGAAAUACAGAACACAUCAAGGUUCAGGUGAAAAACAACACACUGGGGUUAGGAGCAACCAUCAAUCAUGAGGACAACUGGAUUGCUCAUCAGGAUGACUUCAACCAGCUUCUGGCUCAGCUGAAUGAUUGUCAUGGACAGGGUGAAACAGAGUCCCCAGUGAAUAAUCAGAAGACCUUCAGUCUAGAAGAAAAAUCCAAAUCUUCCAAGAAACGUGUCCACUAUAUGAAGUUUGCAAAAGGUAAAGAUCUGUCCUUGAGAAGUGCAGAUGAUCUCUCCUGCAUAUUUGGGAAGCGACAGAAGAGUCUCAAGGCACAGGAGGAUAUGACUGAUCCUGAGUCUCAGGAAGGGAAGAAGAGAAGCCCCUGGCUAGCUGAGCCUGCAGAUGGCUACAAUACAGUGAAGAGUGUUCUCACAGUACAGGAAUAUUUUGCCAAGCGCAUGGCAAAGCUGAAAGGAUCCCAGGAUGAAACAGAAACCAAGGUGGAAAAUUCCUGCCCAACAGCUGAUGAAGCUUUGGAGCCUUCAGAUGAACUGAAAACCAAAGUCAAAAAGAAAAAGAAGAAGCAGAAGAGGGAUGAGGCAGAGAGUGCAGAGCAAUGCGAGAAACCAGAAGUGGAACAACUAAAAAUAGGUGGCUUGAAAGGCAAGGGACUGGGUGGUCCCUUAAAGGAGUGUUGCCCAGGGAAAAAGAAAAGGAAACAUAAAGAGCAGCCUGAAGAGGAAACCAAUAACUGUGAUGAAAAUAUGGGCACUGGUGAAAUUUAUAUGGGAAUAUCUGAUGGGGAAGAACUGGGUGUAAAGGACUAUGAGGCAAAGCAAAAGAAAUGCCACAAGAAGAAACACAAAAGGCAAAAAGAGGAGACAGAUGAGUGUAUAGAAGGAGCACAGAGAAAGAAAAAGAAGCACUGCAAGCACAUUUAACCAUUUAAGAGUCACACCAGGGUGAUUUGAACUUUAUCAGGGUUGAGGAGAAGCAGUAAACACACCAGCCAGACAUCGUGAUGUGCUCUGCUCUUGAAUGCACUGCUCUACCUCCAGCUGAAACCACAGCCUGUGUUCAUACAUAGCUCUUCCAAGGGAGAACAGGGUCACAAGCCACCCUGAGCUUCAGUGCCACCUAAAAAAGGUCUUGUGUAUCUGCAGAGCAAGACUAGGUAAAAACCAGUUUGGCUUUGCUCCUUCCAGUGUGGCAGAUGUUGAGCUCAGUGGCUUUGCAAGAGCAAUGUUUGGACUCAUGCUGCCUUCAGCCCACAUUCCCUCUGGUGCAACUCCACUCAAGUCAGGUAACAGCAAGCCAAACCAGGCCUGGUUUCAACUGUGGUUAGGACUCUGACAGCCAGUGAAUUACUAUCUACUGCUUCACCCUUCUCUACUGCCUUUCUUAUUAAAUCUCCCUUUUUCACUUCUGAUAGCCCAGCUCCCCUCCUGGACACAGGAGGGGGUUUGCAAAGCUCUGUGUAUAAUUCUCACUGACUUUUGCUAAGUCCUCUUUAAUUUUUUCAUUGAUCUCCUUUUUACAGAUAAAGUGAAUGUUGUUUCUUCCCCAAAUACGUAGCCUAAUUAAAGGUUUAUA